Messenger RNA from Ostrea edulis (European flat oyster), 7890 nucleotides. RefSeq names its product poly [ADP-ribose] polymerase tankyrase-like. Gene Ontology annotation, molecular function: NAD+ poly-ADP-ribosyltransferase activity; protein binding. NCBI's taxonomy places the organism in Eukaryota, Metazoa, Mollusca, Bivalvia, Ostreida, Ostreidae. Gene Ontology annotation, cellular component: cytoplasm. The record is from RefSeq and is a predicted model, not a curated record. The transcript has 45 exons. Bases 358 to 6660 code for a protein of 2100 amino acids.
UCAGUGCAGCAAUAUUAUAUCAGAUUGGCCGAAAUAUCCGAAUGUGCGAAAUCUGAUUAAGUGAAACCCACUGUAUACAAUUAUACCUUGUUCUUUGUAUGAUGUUUCAUACAAAGCAGUUUGUUACUGGGCAUUUUUAAGGGGGGGGGGGGACCGCUGAGUAUGCAUUAAAGAAUUGCUGUAGUGGAUAUUUUUGGUUGUCUGUGCAGCUAAUAUUGGUGUUGUAAUUCAAUGUUUUAAAGAUUUUUUUUUUUUUUCCAGAUUGAUAAAAGGCGAUCGAUUGUUGAUGGAAGGACCCCUUUAGACGUCGCUCUAGAGAAGAACAACAUUGAGGCAGCUAAAUUGAUUUAUGCUGAUAUGAAUAAACGGGACAAUAAACGUCUUAAAACAGGCUGUGUUCCUUAUCUGCUCUCCACCAUUGACACAGGAAGCUACAACAGAGCAUCACUUGGCGUUAGAGCGGUAUGGAAACUGAACACUGCCCGUGGUAACAGACAGGGCAAUUCUGCAUUUUUGUUGGAGAGUGAACACCCUGAAUAUGAUUUCCGGAUUAAACACUGUCUGUUGAGUGGUGUGAAAAAAGAAACCCUUACUGCUUUUGCACAGCUGACAAAGGACAAUAUGGAUAGGGAGCUGAUGGAGAUGAUUCAUCUGGCUGUUAGCCGAGGUCACUUGGAACUUUCAGCGAAACUAAUGGAUGAUGCCUUUAAAAAUGGUGGAUAUGGCUUCAAUUUCCUGCACAGAGAUGUUUUGAAUUUUACCAAUGAAGAUCUCAAGUCAUUUGGAGGUGCUUCGGUCAGGAAAAAGCCAAUUGAUAAUGCUAUGAUAACUCCCCUUCACUGUGCUUGUAUAAACCCCAAUGUUAAAUACUUGGAGAAACUGCUUUCGAUAGAACCAGAUUAUACCAUUGACGACAAGUAUGGGAGGAAGCCGAUUCACUUUGCAGCAGCCUGUAAAGGAACAGGGCCCCUGGAACUGUUGCUGAAGAAAGGAGCCACGCCUAAUGAUGUGACGAAGAGAAAGGUUACUCCUCUACACUCUGCCUGUUACGCUGGUCGGAGUGAAAAUGCUGAAAUCCUUCUUAAAAAAGCUAAAUCAAUGAAUACGGAUGAUCAGCUGGUCUCUAAAUGGGGAGAAGGUGGGGUGAACAGACCUACAUGGGAGUCCGUUUGUCCAAUACACAUAGCGGCUCAGAAUGGAGACCUUGAUGUACUGGAUGUGCUUCUGAAAUUCGGUGCCAACAUCAACAAGUCCCUAUCAGCUGGCAAGGACAAGUUAACUCCCUUGAUGUUAGCUUCAGCUCAUGGACAUCUUGGUGUUGUCAGACGACUCAUCGAUGGGGGAGCCACAGUGGAACUUCUAGACAAAUACAAGCGAACAGCUCUAACACAUGCAGUCAUGAAUGGCAAUGCAAAUGUGGCAUCAUACCUGUUGUAUUUGGGUGCAGACCCUAACCGAGUGGAUAGUUCGGGAAAUUCUCUGGUGCAUUAUGCAGCAGCGUAUGGAUGGUAUUUUGUUCUAAAGUUGCUUGUCAAUGAGGGAGGAGCUAAACCCACGGUGGCCAAUGACUGGCAGCUUACCCCAGUAGGUGUGGCUUAUCUGAAGGGACACAUGGGAUUGGUGGAUUUCUUACUAAAGAUGCCUGGGGUUGAUGUGAAUUUUAAAAAUGACACAGGGCAGACCCUGAUCAGUAUAGCCUGCAGUAGUAAGAUAGAGAAAGGGCUUCUGGAACAGGUCUCCUACAUUCUGGAUAAAGGGGCAGACCCUACAAUUGUUGACAUCGAUGGGUUUAACGCUUUGCAUCAUUUGUGUCACAAUUCAUCAAACAGCAAAGAGGAUGAUUCUGUUAACAUUGCUAAACUGCUGAUGAAAGCAGGAUGUAACCUCAAAGCAAAAACUAACAACAAUCAAACGGCUGUGAUGUUGGCCCUCGCGAAGGUAAACACAAAGUUAGUGAAGUUUUUGAUAGAGGAAGGGGGAACAAUCACGACGGAGAAGAAUGACAAGGGACAGAACUCUUUGCACUUGUUGACGAUGCACUGUACUAGCUUGGAGCUGGCAUCUCUUCUGAGGACUUUUCAUAAAGAAGCUUCCAAGAAUGAUGUGAAAGAAAAUGGCAUUGAUGACAGAAUGGAUGGCGUGAAGAAUGCCCCCACCACCAAAGUGCCUAGUCUGAAGAAACAGUCGUCUUUCCAGUCGGCCUUGGGCGUUCUCCAACAGAUGGUCAACGAGUAUGAUGAUCAAGGCUUCACCCCACUCCUCCUGGCCUGUGAGAAGUACAAGGACUACAUGAAAGAACGCAGGCAUGAUAGAAAUCAAGAUGGAGUCCAGUACUGCUUGGAUUACAUAAAGACACUUAUUGAAAUCACUAAGGUGAAAUGUAACCAGUGUGUGAAAGAAAAAGAAAAAGACAAAGGAAAAUAUGGUCUGUACACCCCGGGACAUUUUAUGGUCCAGGCAGCAGCGAAGUGGGAUAAGGAGGGAAAGGGUAUGAAAUACUUCUUGUCACAGAAACUAAACUUAGAGAGUGCAGACACCGAUGGAAAGACCCCUCUCGCUCUGGCUGUCACCCAUAACUUACUGGAAAUUGUAAAAAUGUUGAUAGACGCAGGAGCAAAGGCUGAUACAGAUUAUUAUGUAAACAAAGAGAAAGGGACCACAGUGAGCGUGGUUAAUACAGUAGCACUAAGCGGAUCAGAGGAAAUGUUGAAAUGUUUGUUAGCCGCCGCUGGGAAUGUUUCAACCUUUCAAAACACUGAUACCAAGAGAUCCCCGUUACAUGAGCUGGCUAUUAGGAAAGGUUCUUCAGGUACGUCCAUAUCACAAAAGUUGAACAUGUGUGAAGCACUGCUGAAGACUGGAGCGUCUGUGAAUGCCACGGAUAAGUGGAACAGAACCCCUCUACACUACAGUGUCAGCUCCAACCCCGGCACAGCUGAUGCCAGCACAGCAUUAGAAGAGUUCCUCAUAGAUAACAAAGCAGAUCUCUUCCUCAAGUGCAGUCUGGGUAGAACCCCACUUCACUACACUUUUGACAAAGUGGACAGAUUUGGGGAGUCCUCGGCUGUGGAUCCGAUUGAACUGUGUAGUUUACUGACCGGUGCCAUGAAGGGAGACCACAUUGAUGAUGGAGAUAAAAACGGACAGUCAGCUCUCCACUUAGCAGCACAAAGAGGAGCCACCAUCUGCUGUGUCCACCUCCUGCAACAGAAAAAUGUGGAGAUAAACAGAAAAGAUGUUAAUGGGAACACGCCAUUGUCGUUAGCAGUGAGCAGGGGUCAUGACAGCUGUGCGAUAAUGCUGAUCCAGAAAGGAGCAAGUGUAAAUGAGAAGGUUGUGAACGAGGCUCUGAAGUAUGAGGAACAAGAAAAUAAGGAGGAAGAUAAACUUGCAGAGUCACACAACUGGAUCUGGAAGUAUGCCAAGCCUGUAGAAAUUGCAGAGAAAAAGGAAUUCUCCAUAUUCCAGGACUGUAUAAAAAAAGAACAGCAGGGUGUGGCAUACAUGGUGCUUGACGCAGUUGAUAUCGGUGCUUCCAUGGUGGAGGCAGCUCUGAAAGUGAACAAAUUAAAUGUGGCACUGAGAGUUCUGAAGAGAAUCAAAGACAACAGCAAGGUUCAGGCAUUGAAUGGACAGAAACAGAACCUGUUUCACAUUCUGGCUCUCUAUACCAACUCUGCGAACCAAACAGAAUCCCAGUACAAGGUGGCAGAAGUUUUGAAGGCUCGGGGGGUGUCCCUGAAUGACACGGAUGAGAAUGGUUGUAUUCCUCUUCAUUAUGCAGCAUUGAAGCAUCAACCCUAUCAUCUAGCCAAAUUCUAUAUAGAAAAUGACAAAAAUUUUGAACCAAAUAAGAAAGACAAGUUUGAUAGAACGGUAUUGGCAGCAUAUCUGUGGGGCUGGGAUUUCUCAAAAGUUUUGUCAGAUGAUGUUAAACAAUGGUUGAAGCUUCUGACAGACAGGGGAAGUAACUACAACUUUUUAUGUGAUUUCUCCACAUCAGAUCAUCCCAAGUUUGGUGUUUUAUUGAGAGACACUCCGAACUACUUCACUACUGCCAGCUCCUACCGAAUCUCACCCCUCAUCCUGGCCAUCAAUGGCUUUCACUUUGAAAUGACCAAGUUCCUGUUACAGAACGGAGCCUCAGCUAACUUUGCUGACAGCCAAGGCCUCACACCUUUGAUGCAUGCUGUGAAAAAGAAUGAUGUGAACCUUGUCAAGUUGCUGCUCAAUGUAUCCUAUUGUCAUAAUGAAGGGCAAAGUACUCAAUUACAGGACCAAGGAGCAGGCCAAUUCUCGGGUUUUAAUCAGCAUUUUGGUGCCGGCCCAUUCACUUUUGGUGCACGCCCAUUCUCUCUUUUUAAACAGCAUUCUCGUCCGGUCUUCCACAUCGCAUCAGGCAAUGUGAAUAGUGGAUCAGAUGAUGAUGAUGAUGAAGGAAAGGAAGAAUCAGAAAAGGAAUCCUUGGAAGAAGCAGAGGAUGAAGCACAGGAUCAGGACGAUAAUGAAAGUCAAGAUUUUGAUCUGGAAGAUGAAGUGGAAAACUCUGAUGUAGAGGACAAUGAAUCAGGAAGCUCCGAACACAGCGAUCAGGACAGCGACAGAGACACCGACGUUAUGGAGGAUGACGAGGAGGUCCCAGAAAAGUUCCCUUCCAUCUUCAAAUCUUCCUCUAAAGAAAAAUCCACAGGAAAAGAAAACAGUCUAACAGAGAGUGAAAAGUGGUGGAAAGCAAACCAGGGAAAAUCUAUAACAAAGACCAGUGAUGUGAAUAUGAAUGCCACUGACCAUCAGGGCUGGACAUCAGUGCACCAUACAGUGUGUCCGCUGGAAGUGGGAACAUUUGAUAAUGAAGAAAUUUUGUCUGUUCUUGCCAAAUGUGGAGCAGACAUACAGAAGAAGGACCAUGCAGGGUUGUCUCCCUUGGACCACGCACUGAUCCGUGGAGCAUGUAAAUUGGCAGCAUUUCUCCAGAAACUCUCGGGUGUUGAGGAGGAGAAAAGGGAAAAACCAACAUUUGCCAGCAAUUCAGAUAUUGUGGAUCCUCUGUUGAAAACGGAUAGUAUUGAUUAUCAUGCUGAUGCAGAGGCUCUUCUGAAAAAGUUUGCAGCGGAGGACAUGGAAGUGGAUGGAAAGCCAGAGAAGGUGUUACCAGACAGUUGUUGUGUCAUAAAAGAUGUGGGAGAGGUUGUAUUUGACGAGUCUCAGGGAGUUGCCUAUGAUGCCUUGUUAUCUAAGGUGGAUGUGAGUCAAGGAAGAUGGGGCAUGUACAACUUCUAUCGCCUACAGAUUGUGUAUCAGAAGGGAAUCGACCUUUACAUUCUGUUCACACGUUGGGGUCGGAUUGGGGACAGUGGUCAGUACCAGCAUACCCCGUUCCAGUCCCAGGCCAGUGCAGUGACCGAGUUCUGCAAGAUCUUCAAGGCAAAGACGGGGAACGCAUGGACGAAUGUGAAAAAAUUUGAAAUUCAUGCAAAGAAAUACAGAUUAGUGAAGAGAGACGUGAAUCCAGAGAAAGCCCGUAAAAUAGAAUUCUGUCUCAAAUCGGACAUUCCAUCCAAAUUACCAAAAGCUUUACAGGAUCUGAUGAAGGAAUUGUCCAGUGUCAGCAUGUUAAACGCAGCUACCAAGAAGUGGAAUUUAGAUGAAGUCUUUAUGCCCUUCGGUCAGAUUAAGAAGGACACUUUGUUGGAAGGCAAGAAACUCCUCCUGCAGAUUGGGGAGGCGCUUAAAAGAAUAGAAGAUAAACAGUGUGCAGGGUCCCUCUCUCGGGAAGAGGAGGAGAAGGAGAGGACAGAGAUUGGGAGACUCUCUAAUGAAUACUACCACCUGGUUCCAAUGAAUGGGUAUGCCUUCGAGAAAGUUAGCCCAAUCUUUGAUGGGCGGGAACUGAAAGAGAAACUUGAAGUUCUUCAUCAUUUACUGGAACUGGAGUGUGCAAGUCAAAUACUAAUGGGCGCCCAAGUCCGAUUAAAAGAAUUGAAUCCCCUGGACUAUGUGUACCAAGCCAUGGGGUGUGGAAUAUCUCUGCUGGAUGAGGAAAGCUGUGAGGCUCAGUAUAUACUCAAGUACAUUUACAGUUCAUGUCAGAAGACUCGUGUUCAAGCAAUCUACAAAAUUUGCCGUCCUGGAGAAGAGGAACAUAUUCGAAAAAUGAAGCUGGAAAACCACAAACUACUGUGGCAUGGUAGCAGCACGGCAAACUUUAUAAGUAUUUUACACCGAGGCUUGUUAGUGGCACCCUCUGGAAUUCCCAUCACAGGACAUUUAUACGGAGAAGGAAUUUAUUCAUCAGACGCGUUUGCCAAAAGUGUGAAUUACUGCUACAAUACCAGUCAGGAUUCCAAAGCUAAAUUUGCUGUGUUAUGUGAGGUAGCACUAGGUAAAUCGCAAGUGAAAGAUCCCAACACCAAUUGUUUUAAUAGUGUGUUGAAGGACACAGACUUUAGAAGUCGUUUGGUGGAGGGAACUAAACAGCCGGAUGACGAUUUUACAGUGGCCAUGCCAGGAGGGUACAGGAUUCCACUUGGUAUGUUAGAAACAAAGGAUCAGAGUAUGGGUAGACACUAUGGCCCCACAUACAAUGAGUACAUCGUGGAAGACCACAGGCAGGUGUGUUUGAAGUACUUGGUACAGUUCACGGAGGCCAGCGCGAGAUAAUACAGAGUGUCGUCAGACUUCUAGUGCUUCGGUGGUACGUGGUGGAUCGAGUGUGGAGUCCCACAGACUGGACACAUUUAUGCUCAUACUUAUCAUUCAGGUACAGACAGGUAUAACUUAAUACAACGGUGGACGACAAGCCGGACAGACAGCAGCACUGUGUAUAGGGAAAUAUUUAACUCGCUAAUCUAUGGAAUGUGUACAAGGACAUUUUUAAACUCGGACGGGAGCGAUGGAGGCACUGUUGAUUCAAUAUUCUAUGGAAGCGCUGUACUUAGGGGCAUUUUCUAUUUUGGUUUGUAAUUCUAUGGAAGUGAAUUUUUUUGGAACUAAUGUUUAAUUUUUUUGGCUACAUGUUUUAAAAGAAAUGAAAUAUUUGAUGAUUAUUAGACGACAAUGUUAAGGCUGUUGUGAGUUUUUGUUGUUAGAUUGCACUGUUGUGUGUGACUCACUCUAGGUAGCUCUGCUGUAACAGUACAUGUAUGUCGUUUGUUAUCAUCAGCAUAAUUCGUCACGAGAAUGUUUUACAGAGAUUAUAAAGAACAGUGGAAAUAAUGACGCGUUGUUAUGUAGUCUUCAGAAUUAGUCAAGCCACAGAGAGGAAACUAUAUGUGUGCAAUUUCUCAUGUCCUCUUUGGGAACAUGUUUUUGUCAAGUAGUGAGAAGCAUAAUUUUAAUUCUGUGGGUUUUUUUAAUUGUUUUGUUUCCUUCUAGAGUGUCUUGUAAUGAAUUGAAAGCUGUCUAUUAUGAAAAUUUUCGUAGAUUAUGUACCGCACACAACUGUGCCUGAGAGAAAGCCGAAAGACAACAAACAAAAAAUACAGAGGGAGAAGAAAUAUUUAACGUUAUGCAGCCACUUCAAAAGUGUUAUUUUAAGAUAUAUGAAAUGUUAGCCAUGAUUUUAUAUUUAUUAGUCAUUAUACACUAACAUUUCCCUAUGUUAAUCAUGCUGGAAUUUUGAGGAAGAUUGAAUCUUCUGAACGUAGAAUUUUUACAUUCAUCAUACAAUGCACUGUUUCCAUCUUUUUUUUUUUGGACAUACUUACAUAUCAUAAAUAUUUGCAAAUAGAAUGCGUCUACUUGAUUUGUGUUGGUGAGACGUUGAUGUAGAUUUGGUAGUGGAUGUUGUGAUUCCAUCUUAGAGCUGUGUACAAUACAUUUCUGUAUGCUUCAUUGUAAACAACAUAACAAAUUGUAUUUUGAUAUAUCCUAAUAAACAUAAAAGCUCUA